AUGGACGAACACUACGUCAAGUCGAAUCGCUCAGGUGGGUCUGAUAGCGUCCCGUAUGCUGCGCAUGUCGACACUACAGCUCCCGGUACUUCAGGCAUUGACAACUCCUUAGGAACGUGGAGCACCGGUUUGUUCGGCUGCUUCACCCACCCCAUCCCGAACUGCGCAAUGGUCACGUUCUGCCCGUGCGUUUCGGUUGCUCAAGUCGCGUCGAAGCUCGAGGUUAUGGAAAAGUUUUCGGCCAAGUUCAGGCUGACCCCAUACUGGAUCGCGCUCUUUUCGUCGCUCGUGGUGGUGGUGGGGCAGUACGUGAUGCUGGCGCUAUUUAUCAACCAAGUUUCAGUCAUCAUCACGAGCGACUCGGUCGUGUGGGGGUAUAUCAAGUACAAGUAUCAUCACUGGGGUGAGGAUGACACGUGGUACAUCUACCUCAUUCUCGCCGCAGUCUGCUACGUACUCUUCUCCGUUACAGUCUGGCAGCUUCGCGCGGAGACACGUAGUCAGUUCCAGAUCCGCGGCAAUUGGUGCGAAGACUGUUGGUCAUCGCUGUGGUGUCCAUGCUGCACUCUGGCUCAAACUGCCACGCAAGCGCAGAGCUAUACGCCUGGUAGCUGCAGUUUUGGACCACCACAAGCGGAUACGCUGCCCGCGUAUCAUCAGCAUUAGCGAGAUAACGUGGUUACAAUCGAGCCAGCCCUUUAUAGUACGAACCUAGGUAAGAGUCGCCAAAUUAACCUCUUUCCAACCCAA
This is a messenger RNA of Phytophthora nicotianae INRA-310, 750 nucleotides long. RefSeq lists its product as hypothetical. The transcript has a single exon. Lineage: Eukaryota; Oomycota; Peronosporomycetes; Peronosporales; Peronosporaceae. Bases 1 to 666 code for a protein of 221 amino acids. The record is from RefSeq and is a predicted model, not a curated record.